AUAUUGCUUGCAUCAUCAUUGCAUACACACACACACACAUACUGUUCCUUUCUCUCACCUCUCUCUAAGCUGACUGAAAGUAUAAUACACACACUGGUGGUGCAACAGUAUCAUAGACAUUUCCCUCUAUUCACUUUGCCCUAACCCUUUAUUUGUUCCAUUCAGCUGCAAAAAGCCUCUUGUGUUUCUUUCCCCAAUUCCCCCCCCCCCCCCCCCCUCUCCUUUCUCCAUCACCAUUGCAUCUCAAUACACUACUUUGUAAAAAAAGAUGAAACCUUUUCUUCCCCCAUCAAGACAUAUAUGUCCUUUCACCACACAGAUUCCAGAUUUUUCUUGUUUGUGCUGUUUAUCAUUUGUGUGUGUUUGUGAGAGAGAGAGAGAGAGAUGGAGUGUUUGCAUGUGUGUGAAAUGGGCCCUCAAAAAGCUGCAGUAGAAAUGAGUGAAACUGCAGCAUCUCUUUGAAUUAUUAUUAGCAACUCUCUUUUGUGUGGUUUAGAAGCAAAAAAAUGAAUAAUAAUUGAGUCUAGUUAUUACUCCACCAUUCAAAUUCUCUCUUGAAAUAGUGUUAAUAGCAACUCUUUGUGUGUGGUUAAUUAAUUAGUAUGCUCUUUUUUUUGUUUUUUUGUUGGAGCAAAAUAUUGAAUAAUAAAUCCCUCUUGAAAUAUUAUUAGUAGAACUCUUGUGUGGUUACUUAACUUCUUUUCUUUUCUUUUUUGAGGCAAAAUAUUGAAUAAUAAAGUGGUCAUUUAUUAUCAUGGCAAAAUUAACCACCCUACUACCUCUCCCUAUAUCUCUCUAAAUAUCUAUAUAGCUUUUGAUGGGGCUUGGCUUCAUAAUGCCAUGCACUUUAUACAAAAAUUCUGUGUUUUUGUUGCUGCAAAUCAAACAAACCAUUGGUUAAUAACUCCCUCUCUCUCUCUCUCAUAACUCUAUAUAAAUACAUGUAUCUAUUUGUGUUAAAAGAAGAGUUCUUUUAAGAAAGAGAGGAGAUUUGUUGUAGAGAUCGUGAACGGUUCUUGAUUUCUUUCUGAUCCACUCUGAAAUCCCUCAGUUUUCUUGGGCUUUGAAUUUUCUUGGAUGAAAUGAAAUCCCACUUUUCUUUUCUUUGUUUUUGAGAAAAAGAAAAGAAAAAAACAGCUCACUUUAUGCAUUUGGUUUUUGGCCUUUUAUUCCUUGUUGUCUUGUUUUUCACAGAAUGGUGGUGGGGUUUUAGUUUAGUACAUGAAGGCUUUGUUUUCUUGCAAAGAAUUUUUUCACAACAUUAUUCCUUUGUAGUAAAAAUCUAGAGAGAGAAAACAGUCUUUUGUUAGUUUCCUCUGAUUAUUACACUGUUUAGGAAGAAAGGGUAACCAAUGAUUUCCUACAUAUGGUUCUGAUCAGUAAAAAUCAAACCUCACUUUCUUUUAUUUCUUUUGGCUGUUUAUCAUUUUGUUCCCUCUACAAGUAUUUUUUUUUUCUUUUCUUUCAACUCUUGCAUUUUGGGGAAACUGCAUUUCACCUGAGAUCAUUUCUUCAUUGCAUAACACUCCUUCUUCAAGGACAACAAGGUUAAGGGUGUGGUUCUAGUGAAAACCGAUUUCUAUCAAUAUGCAAAGAGACGCUGCAACGGGGCCAUAUUACCCCGUUGCAGACGGGGCCUCGUUGCACUCGGCCUUGAUCUCCCUCGGUUACUCCGAUCUAAGCCACGUCAUGGCGGGGUUUCCCCUUCCCCCGGCCUUCGGGGAGGAGACGGUGGCGAGCAGCCGCGUCGGAGACGAGUUUUGGAGCACUCCUAGUGCUCCUUACACCUUUGAGCCCUCCAAAAUUGGUGUGGACUCCAUGUUUGAGGCCCCGGUCGAAGCCCUGCCAUUUGAUCCGACCGCGGGGUGGGUCGUGCCCUGCCCCGAGCUUCAAGAGAGCUCGAUCACGAUGAGUGAGUGGAGUUUGAACCCGCACAACCCUAAUCCGGGGCCUUCUCGUUUCAGCAAGGAGCUCUCGUUGAGCCUCGCAACGUCGUCCCAUCCUCGUGUGGCGGUGCGAGGAGGGGCUCCCCCCGAGCCCGAGCUGAGCUCCUCGGGCGUGAGCAGCCACACGUCGGGCAGCAGCCUCUCGUUGAACUUCGCCUCAUGUGGGGCCGCCUUCCCCGCUGCAACGCUGCUGCCCGGAUCCCCUUUCUUCGAGGCGAUGCAGGAGAUACUCGCUGAGUUCGCGUCAUACACACUUGUAAACUGUGAUCACACGAGCCUCGGCUCAUCAGACCGUAGCUUCGUGUUUCACAACAACAACAACAACAACUUCUCAUAUGGGAAGGAAAUGGAGAUUGAAUCCAAGAAAAGGCAUCUCAUGUCCUUACUCCAAGUGGUUGAUGAUCAAUACAACCAAUGCCUAGACGAGAUCCACACGGUCGUCUCUGCAUUCCACUCCGUGACCGAGGUGGACCCCGCCCUGCACGCCCGGUUCGCCCUCCCCACGGUCUCUGUCAUGUACAGAGACCUGAGGGAGAGGAUCAGCAGACACAUUUUGGCAGCAGGAGUGGGACAAGCACGAGAGGAGGAGCGGGAGAGGUCGUUCGAGACAUCCCUCGUGCACAAGCAGUGGGCGCUCGAGCAGCUCAAGAAGAAGGAUCACCAUCUCUGGAGGCCUCAGAGAGGCCUCCCCGAGAGGUCCGUCUCCGUGCUGAGGGCGUGGAUGUUCCACAACUUCCUACACCCGUACCCCAAGGAUGCGGAGAAGCACUUGCUAGCGUUGAAAAGCGGCCUAACGAGGAGCCAAGUCUCGAACUGGUUCAUAAACGCACGCGUGCGGCUAUGGAAGCCGAUGAUAGAGGAAAUGUAUGCAGAGAUGAACAGAAGGAAAGCUCCGAGAAACCAAGAAGAAGCCAUCAAUGGCAGCCAUAUGAAUCUUCUAAGAUUCGAGAGCAGAAGAUUCACUGUGGAUUAAUAAACGUCUAUGAUGAUGAAGAUGAAGAAGAAGGUAUCAUCUAAUGUAAAUAUGCAAAAUGCCAUUAAGAUUUUAAGCCAUUUUACAUCCAAAUUGUAUACAUGUUUUGGAUCCAAUGUUUUGGUAUGUAUUGAAAACGAACUAAGUUGUGGAAUCUCGAAUAAUAUUCGGUUUGUAGAUGAGAUGGUUAUUUCAAUAUGAUAUGAGUUUAAUUUAUUUUUUUA
Salvia miltiorrhiza (redroot sage) is the source of this 3143-nucleotide messenger RNA. RefSeq names its product homeobox protein ATH1-like. Gene Ontology annotation, biological process: regulation of transcription by RNA polymerase II. The transcript has 5 exons. The record is from RefSeq and is a predicted model, not a curated record. Bases 1588 to 2919 code for a protein of 443 amino acids. Lineage: Eukaryota; Viridiplantae; Streptophyta; Magnoliopsida; Lamiales; Lamiaceae. Gene Ontology annotation, molecular function: RNA polymerase II cis-regulatory region sequence-specific DNA binding; DNA-binding transcription factor activity, RNA polymerase II-specific.